Molecule: messenger RNA, 413 nt
Organism: Drosophila erecta
Lineage: Eukaryota; Metazoa; Arthropoda; Insecta; Diptera; Drosophilidae
Gene: fit
Exons: 1
Coding region: 18-368 (116 amino acids)
Source: RefSeq, a predicted model, not a curated record
UAACAACAGUCGUUGCAAUGAACUCAACUCUUGUGAUUCUACUUAUCUCGGCCCUGGUUCUGGUCCAGGCCAGGAAUAUUCGUUUUUCUGAGGAGGAUAACUCGUCCCAAGUUUCACAUCCGCACUCCGUCAACUGGCCCUGUGAUGUGGGCCACUUCCCCGAGGCCUACAUUCUGAUGCACAAGGUGGAUAAGCGACUGGAACGCAUUGACGACGAGAGUACCAAGGAAAGGAUCGGAAAUUACGCCGUGAGUCAGUUGAAGCAGUGCAUCUUGGAUGGCCAGAUGGACGUGCACUGUGUUAGGCGUUCGAUUGGAUUCACCAUGUCAUUCAUUCACCACCAAAUGAGCCUGGCCAAUGGAAUGUAAACUUAAAACCUGUGGUAAAAUAAAUCGUAGACAUAAACUAUAAAA